AUGCUAUCAUAUAAGGCAAGGAAUAAUUUCAAAAACGAUUCCUUGACGGAAUUUGGUGAUAAUUUAGAAGAUGGAAAUAUUGAAUUAGCUGAAAAGAAUUCAAAUGAAUCAAGUCCUUCACCAAGCGAUUCAUCCAAUAAUGUCGAUGAAACCACCUAUAUUGCUGCUGAUCUCGCAGAGAAACCAUUUACAUGUGAACAUACUAGCUGCCAUAAGCGAUUUGCAAACAAAUUUUUAUUGAAGAAGCAUCAAUUUAUACAUACUGGAUUACGGCCUCAUUGUUGUCCAUUCUGUGGCAAAAGAUUCAACAGAAAAGACAAUUUAUUGCGCCAUAAGAAAACACAUAUUGCUAAUGCUUUGGGUACGGACAUAACAAGCGCGUUAAGCAGCGAUGAUUUCUUGCUACGGUUAAGCGCUGAUAAGCCAACAAUUAAGCUUGACAAUGAGCAGGAAGAAGAGAGCGAAAUUUGA
Messenger RNA from Cercopithifilaria johnstoni, 471 nucleotides. Lineage: Eukaryota; Metazoa; Nematoda; Chromadorea; Rhabditida; Onchocercidae. The record is from the annotation of a GenBank genome assembly.